Molecule: messenger RNA, 4656 nt
Organism: Larimichthys crocea (large yellow croaker)
Lineage: Eukaryota; Metazoa; Chordata; Actinopteri; Sciaenidae
Gene: slc6a9
Product: solute carrier family 6 member 9
Exons: 15
Coding region: 912-2849 (645 amino acids)
Biological process (GO): sodium ion transmembrane transport; neurotransmitter transport; nitrogen compound transport
Cellular component (GO): plasma membrane
Molecular function (GO): amino acid:sodium symporter activity
Source: RefSeq, a predicted model, not a curated record
CUCCUCCUCUGCGUUCCCAACAGCAAUACAACCUGAUGGGUCCCCCCUCCCCCCAACAAAACAAGGUAAAGCCUGCAUCUGCAUGCCAAAAACCUCCAGAGUGCCAUCAUCCAUUCCUCGGCUGCAUCUGUCAUCCGUCACACAUUUGUCUAUUCUCUUAUAUGCGGACGCCCCGAAGCUUCCAGUGGCAUACUCUUACCGAGGCUAUACCACACCUGUCUGGAGCAUCGCAUUGACUCAUUACCUCUACCCUGACUGGGCUGGUAGACAAUUGGAUUCGCAUUAUCAUUAAAGCACACAGCUCAGCACAUCGGAUGCCAUCUCACUGCUUACAACCAAAAAGAAAGAAAGAAAGAAAAAAAAAACACGCACACCACAAAGCCAAAAUCACUCGAGUCUCUGAGAGGGAUCAUUGCGGCAUACUCUGUAACAAAAGAACAAGCAACACAUGCGUUCAUCCAUCCACUGAACAUGUGUGGACAGAAGCUUUGCAGGGACCCCCCUCGUAUUUAUGAGUUGAGUGUAAGGAGGGGCUUAAGGAGGACUUUUGUGGCCCGGCUGUGAAGGAAGACCACGGUGAUGCAACUUUCAAAAAAAACAAUCAACCAUAUAUGACCAGCCCGUUCAAGACCCGACAGAGGGCUCACCUCCACGCAUAGAAAAGUUUCUGGAUUAGGGCAGAAUUAGCACAAAGCAGCGACGCCACUCCAGCUACACUCGCAAGCGACUCAGAAGAGGCACGAGGGGGGACCGAGACACUCAAGCAAACGCCACCUCAGAAAACUUCAAACUCUGAUAGCGAGAGGCGGACGAGUCCAUCCCACAGAGAGAGAGCGAGAGAGAGAGAGGCAGAAGAGGCUCAGAGACGGCAGCAAAGAGGCAGGGGAUCUUUGCCGACAAGAUCCUGAAGGAUGGAAGAGAAGCAGUUUGCCGGGAUCCUGAACGGAGCAGUUCCAGGCGAGCCAGUGAAGAAAGAUGAAAACUCACGGAGAGGGAACUGGGGCAACCAGAUUGAGUUUGUCCUCACCAGCGUGGGAUAUGCUGUGGGCCUGGGCAAUGUCUGGAGGUUUCCUUACCUCUGCUACAGAAAUGGAGGAGGUGCCUUCAUGUUACCAUACUUCAUCAUGCUGGUGUUCUGCGGCAUCCCCCUCUUCUUUCUUGAGCUGUCCUUCGGCCAGUUUGCCAGCCAGGGAUGUCUGGGAGUAUGGAAGAUCAGCCCUAUGUUCAAAGGUGUGGGCUAUGGCAUGAUGGUGGUGUCCACCUACAUUGGGAUCUAUUACAAUGUGGUCAUUUGCAUUGCCUUCUACUACUUUUUCAUGUCCAUGACAAACUUGCUGCCGUGGACCUACUGCAACAACCCCUGGAACACGCCGGACUGCAGCGGUGUGGUGGGAAACAGCCUGGCUAAUGUUACCACAAGCCUGGUAGCGGGGGUUUCCGAGGUAGUCAAUCGCACUAAGAGGACCAGCCCCAGUGAGGAGUACUGGAAACACUAUGUUUUGAACAUCUCUGAUGAUAUUGGAAACUUUGGAGAGGUCCGUCUCCCUAUCCUGGGCUGCCUCGCUGUGUCCUGGCUUGUUGUCUUCCUCUGUCUCAUCAGGGGUGUUAAAUCCUCUGGAAAGGUGGUGUACUUCACAGCCACGUUCCCCUAUGUUGUUCUGACCAUCCUGUUUAUCCGCGGCAUCACCCUGGAUGGAGCCAUCAACGGCAUCAUGUACUACCUGACUCCACAGUGGCAGAAGGUCCUUGAUGCAAAGGUGUGGGGAGAUGCAGCAUCACAGAUCUUCUACUCCCUGGGAUGUGCCUGGGGGGGUCUUAUUACCAUGGCUUCCUAUAACAAAUUCCACAACAACUGUUUCAGAGACAGCAUCAUCAUCAGUAUAACCAACUGUGCGACCAGCGUGUAUGCCGGCUUUGUCAUUUUCUCCAUCCUGGGCUUCAUGGCUCACAACCUGAACGUCCCUGUGUCAGAGGUGGCCGACCACGGUCCAGGCCUGGCCUUUGUGGCCUACCCAGAAGCCCUUACUCUUCUCCCCAUCUCGCCACUUUGGUCACUGCUCUUCUUCUUUAUGCUGAUCCUUCUGGGACUGGGGACUCAGUUCUGUCUUCUGGAGACACUGGUGACGGCCAUCGUCGAUGAGAUCGGUACAGAUUGGAUUAUCAGGAACAAAACCGUAGUCACACUGUCAGUGGCAGUAGCUGGAUUUUUACUGGGCGUGCCACUAACAACACGGGCAGGAAUCUAUUGGUUGCUACUGAUGGACAACUAUGCCGCUAGCUUCUCUUUGGUCAUUAUCUCUUGCAUAAUGUGCAUCUGCGUCAUGUAUGUUUAUGGUCACAGGAACUACUUUAGAGAUGUUGAGAUGAUGCUGGGUUUCCCUCCUCCUCUCUUCUUCAAAGUGUGCUGGAGAUUCAUCUCCCCUAUCAUUAUCUCUUUCAUCCUGAUCUUCACAGUGAUCCAGUACAAGCCCAUCACCUACAAUGACUAUGUGUAUCCCCGCUGGUCUCUGGCAAUCGGCUUCGCCAUGGCUCUGUCCUCAGUGGUCUGCAUACCCAUCUAUGCCCUCUACAAGAUCUCAAGGUCCCCAGGAGCCACCUUCAGAGAGCGGUUGAAGAACGCCUGCAAGGCGCAUCCAAAGUGGGGUCCUGCCCUGCGGGAGCACCGGACAGGCCGCUACGCCCCCAUGGCCUCCGAAGACACUGUGGAAGCUCGUCCAUUCAAGGAGAAGGAGGAGCUGAAGGAAGAGCUGAAGGAGGAGGAGAAGGAGAGGAAGGAUGAGAUCAGCCUCACCAUCCAGGGAAGCAACGGCUCCACCAACACACACAACAACCCCAACCCUAGCGCAUAGACGGCACCGUGCUCUGUCAGCGCUACCGGGCGUGGGCCCCUCGUGCUCCACCAUCUCCUCCUUCUCUUCCUCCCUUCUCCUCCAUCCUCACCCCACUUUCCCACAGUCCUCUGUGGGGGAGAUCCCAUUCACUGGAGACCUUUACAUAUUGUAAGGGCUUAUUAUAUCUAUCCUAACCUCUUCUAUCUGUCAGUGUGUUGUCUCUAGAUAAACGAAGAAGAAGAAAAAAAAUGAAAGGAAGAAAAAAUUGAGUCAUCAUCCAAAAGAUUUGUGUGUAUGUUAGUGUGUGUGUGUGGGUGGGUUGUCAAGUUGUUACACAUAAUUUAAUAAUGCAGUUUGUUUUUCCUUUCCUUUUUUGUAAAACGUGUAUAUGUCAUCUUCAUAUGCAGUUAGAGGUACAGUAGAUUGUGAUGCUGCAUGUGUUUGUUUUGUGCAUGCAGCAACAUAGAGACACACACUGUUUUCCUUUAUUCUCUUAGCUGGGUCUGUUCGGGAUUGGCGACUUUCUAGCAGCAGUGAUUUGACAGCUGGAGACUCGUUGUUUUGUGAUGCGACACACUGUGGUGCUGUAACAAAGAGGAGCUGGGUGAACUGUGCCUGUACUGGCCAUUUACAGUUUGAUGAUGCUGAAAGAUGGAAAUAGGCUCAAUUCUAUGGCCAGAAAAAGAGGUGGAUACACUCAUUCACACUCAUGCACUCACACUAUUGUACAUUUUACAGCACACAGUGACCUCAACCAUAGUUUAUCUCAGCUUAAGACUAAGCCUGUUGUUUUUUAUGCUGCUUCUUCUUUUAAAAAAAAAAAAAAAAUCUACAGAGCACAAGUAUUUAACAAACACCCGAGAUGGCGACUGACACUUAGGACUGAUUUUUCUGUAGAACUUUCCUCCAUUUUUAACUUUUUUUUUCCACUAAAGCUGCUUAAACUCAAUAGAGGAAUAUCAGUGAACUGUACUGUAUUCUGCCUCUGCAUUCACACACACACACACACACACACACACACACACACACACACACACACACACACAAAACAUUUGUUUCCAUUUUUUUUUGACAGAAGAGAGCCCAGUAGCCAUUUCUCAGGGUCCAAGUGAAGUUAAACGUUGUGGUUUAUUGUUGUUCCUUGCCUGUGGAAACCUUUUCUCCACUAAGGUUGCCUGUUAAGAUUAUAGGGACUGAAACCACCUAACUUUCCCCGCUGUCGAAACAAAAACAAACACCUACACACACACCUACACACACACACACACACACACACGCACAAAACAGGUGGAUGCAACACUGUAUGUCGAAGUGCCAUCUCUUCUUAAGUCUUCCAGGCAUUCUUUUUGAGUGAAAUGCAUCUUGGGAUGUGGUCUAUGAAGGAGGAUCCGGGCUAGAGGAGGUAGCUAGUGAAAGGAUCAGGCGGCGUUGUAAUAGUCUGUGUCUCCCGUGGGUUGUAGCAAUCUGCCCCCGUUUUGUUACCAAAAACAUUACCUGAGUUACCUGAGUCCUGCACAUGUUUUUGGUAACAUAUAUACUGUAUAUCUCAGAGAGACUGCUACGGCUUCUCUUACAGUCAGUGGAACCUUUAAUGUAUUUACAGGCAUUUAUUUUUAAAGCUCUGAGCCAAGCUGCGCUUAGACAGACAGAAAGCGGCAAGAUGCAGCUUGUUUCCAGAAGAAAAAUCAGUGAAUAAUGUAGUUUUAAAUGUAGCUGUAUAGUAUUGUUCACUCAGUAGAAGUCUCCUUUUUACCUCUCAUUAUUGUAAAGUAACUUAGUAAAUAAUUAUAAAGACAGCAUAUGUUUAUUUUGUACAAAAAAAAAA